Molecule: messenger RNA, 5124 nt
Organism: Mobula hypostoma (lesser devil ray)
Lineage: Eukaryota; Metazoa; Chordata; Chondrichthyes; Myliobatiformes; Myliobatidae
Gene: slc2a2
Product: solute carrier family 2 member 2
Exons: 11
Coding region: 118-1644 (508 amino acids)
Biological process (GO): monosaccharide transmembrane transport
Cellular component (GO): membrane; brush border
Molecular function (GO): hexose transmembrane transporter activity
Source: RefSeq, a predicted model, not a curated record
GAGAUAAUCAGGUAGUAAACCGGCCCAGUGUAGGGCGGGACAGCUCCGACAGUUAAAUAUCCAGCGUCCGAGUUGCGCUCCUCCCCCCGGCACCUGCAGCCGUUCCUCCGGCCGGCGAUGGACAAGAGCGGUCAGGACAGGCGAUCGCAAAAGCCAUCUGGCCUCCUGCUCUUGUCCGUCUUCACUGCAGUACUGGGAUCUCUGCAGUUUGGCUAUGGAACGGGAGUCAUCAACGCGCCCCAGGAGGUCAUCGAGAGGCAUUAUGCCCGGAUCCUCCAAGCUGACCGAAACGACACGGCGACCGGGAACCUCACACAAGCAGCCAGCCAGCAGAAGGAUCGGCAAGUGGUUGUUUACUGGACCCUGUCUGUCGCCAUCUUCUGCAUUGGGGGCAUGUUCUCAUCCUUCUUCGUCGGCUACCUGGCAGACAGGCUGGGCAGGCUGAAGGCGAUGAAGGUUCUCAACGUUCUGGCAAUAGUUGGUGCCCUGUUGAUGGGUUUGGCAAAAAUGGGCCCAUCGCACAUCAUGGUCAUCGCAGGGAGAGCCAUCACCGGCAUCUAUUGUGGUCUAUCGUCGGGACUGGUGCCCAUGUACAUCGGGGAGAUCUCCCCCACCAGCAUGCGCGGGGCACUGGGCACCAUCCACCAGCUGGCCAUCGUCACGGGAAUCCUCCUGAGCCAGGUGAUUGGGCUCAACUCGCUGUUGGGGAACGACCGUCUGUGGCCACUGCUUCUCGGGCUGUCAGGUGCGCCCGCCAUCCUGCAGGCCAUCUUGCUCCCCUUCUGCCCCGAGAGCCCACGGUACCUCUACAUAAAGCUCGGCAAAGAGGAGGCGGCCAGGAAGGGUCUGCGCAGGCUGCUGGGGACCUCUGACAUCGACAAGCAAACUGCAGAGAUGAAGAAGGAGAAGGAGGAGAUCGCGAAGGAGCCAAAGGUCUCCAUUGCACAGUUAUUCUGCUCCUCCAGUUACCGGCAGCCCAUCACCGUGGCACUCAUGCUGCACAUCUCCCAGCAGUUCUCCGGUAUCAAUGCGAUUUUUUACUACUCAACGGCCAUCUUCCGCCAGGCCGGCCUCUCUCAGCCAACGUACGCCACGAUUGGGGUGGGUGUCGUCAACACAGUCUUCACCGUGAUCUCGGUCUUCGUGGUGGAGCGCGCUGGCCGCAGGAGCCUCUUCAUAGUGGGCCUGGCCGGGAUGUGUAGCUGCGCCAUUUUCCUGACAUUGGGCCUGGCUCUGCAGCACACGUACUCCUGGAUGAGUUACGUCAGCAUGGUGGCCAUCUUCAUCUACGUGGCCUUCUUCGAGCUGGGGCCGGGCCCCAUCGCCUGGUUCAUUGCGGCCGAGCUGUUCAGCCAGGGGCCCCGGCCGGCGGCGGUCACCAUCGCCGGCUUCUGCAACUGGACCUGCAACUUCCUGGUGGGCAUGUGCUUCCCCUACAUCGCGGAGCUGUGUGGCCCGUACGUAUUUGUCAUUUUCGCCUGCCUUCUCGUUGGCUUCACCUUGUUCACCUACUUCAGGGUGCCUGAGACAAAAGGCAAGACGUUCGAGCAGAUCGCACAAGGUUUCCGGCGCAAGAAGUCCUCAUCACGCCAGCUGAAAGCCUCCGCUACUGAACUGGAAUAUCUGGGCAGCACAGAUGCCUAGCAGAGAGGAGGAGCCUCGGGCCUUGUUCUCGAGCACGGUGCGGCCUGGAGCAGAGCCGUGCAGAGAGAGACUUGGCAGAGGUCACGUUGCUCUCAAGCUACUGUUUACAAAAUUCUCUUGCCCCUGUGGACAACCAGAGCUGCCUGCUUGCCUGCUUGAAGAAGUACCUGACUGAAGACACUGGGGCAAGAAGGCAUUCCAUUCUGCCAGCGACCUCAGUCAUCAAGAUGGAGCCUGGUUUGUCCAGGAAUUCAAACGUUACCUCGGGGACAGUCCUGAUGAAGGGUCUUGACCCGAAACAUUACCUCUUCAUUCCCUUUCACAGACACUGCCUGAUCUGCUGAGUUCUGCGAGCAUUUUGUCUGUAUUGCUCCAGAUAUCCAGCAUCGGCAGAAUCUCUUGUGUUCAGGAGAAGUCCGUCAUUUCUUGGCUAGGCUCAGUUUACGAUGUCUUUGGAGAGAGGGAAUGACAGACAGCUCAAUCAUCUUUCUCAGGGCUUUAAGGACUCCGUGUGUUCCACUGUGGACAGUGCUCAUAUUGGCCCAGUGAAAACCGCUCAUGCUCCUUCUGAACGAGAGCUCAGUGUUGUCUCCAUUGGCCUUGUGGCAAAUUCAGAUUCACACUCACUUAUUUAUCACGUCUGCAGUGAAACGCUUCAUUCUCAUUACCAACCAACACAGCCCAAAGACAUGCUGGGGGCAGCCUGCAAUGUCACUUGGACCGUUUACAAUGUCCUUGGACCUGUCUCAGAUAGGCAGAAAGAUACAAACUCCAAUGAUCUGGUUAGAAUGGCAAAACUUUUUUUAUUAGGACAAAACAUAGCAGCCAUUAAAAUACAUAUCUCAGUGUGUAUAGACCCACCCCCACCUCCCGAUCUGCUGAUCUGUGGGGCCGUUCAUGACCAGCCCGUUAGUGAGGACUCGAGGAACUGCCCCAAGCCCCCUCGAAUGCUCUGUUUUAUACCCUCUCCACUGAUAUGAAAUGCUGCUGUGAAUGGCCCAUUACUAACACCAUCUCAAACCACCGAAUUAGAACCAAUCACAACUAGUCACCUCUCAUCACCAGUCCCACCCCUGUGUUACACUAACUUCCACCCUCCCUCAGUUCUUCCCUUACUCACUUGAGCCCUUCACUCACAGUAACGUGGUGGUGAGCACGAUGCAGUAAAAGCGGAGGGUUUUCCGGAGGUCACAGUUCUAUUCCAGUGUCCUCGGUAAGGAGUCUCUGUACGUCCUCCCCGUGAAGUUCUGUACACGGGUUUCUUCCGGAUGCUCCUGUUUCCUCCCACAGUCCAAAGUUGUACCGAUUAGUAGGUGUUUGUACAGUGUCCUGUGAUGAGGCUAGAGUUAAAUUGUGGGUUGCUGGGUGAAUAGCUCAAAGGGCUGAUUCUGUGCUAUAUCUCACUAACUUUUACUAACUUUUAAAAGAAUGUUAUUCUGCUAGUCCCAUUGCUCAGCACCCAGACCAUCUUUGUCCUCCUUACACUUCCCAUCCAUGCACCUAUCCAAACUUCUCUUAAAUAUUGAAAUCGAACCCACAUCCACCGCUGGCAGCUGGUUCCACACUCUCACCACCCUCAUGUUCUCCUUAAACAUUACACCUUUCACCCUUAACCCAUGACCUCUGGUUCUCAUCCCUCUCAUCCUCUGUGGAAAACGUCUGCAAGCGUUUACCCUUCCUAUGCCCCUUUUGUUGGGAAUAUGGACACUAAGCCACACGUGAAGGCCAGGAGCUGGACUUGGUUAUCAGAGGCUAUUUGAAAUGCACGUCAUUGGGAACAUUUAAUAGGUAGCGGGAGCUUAUCGCCACGACCUCUACCCUGCUAUAGCAACCUUGUGGAAUGUGGAGUGUGUUGUUCAUUCCGUACCCGCCAGAAACUGCGCUUCCAACCAGCAGGGGUUUAUUGUGGUCACGAAACCUUAAACUAUUCUCCUUAAUCAUACUGAUAAUUGCUUGUAUGAAAAAAAAACAAUCAAAGGGAGGUUUCCAUCAAGGCCAGCAUUCUUAGUCCAACAGUAUUAUUUUGUGGUCUCCCAUCCCAUUAUCACAUCCACACCUGGUGUCGGUGGUGGGGGGUGAAUUUGGUAGGUGGGGUUGGAGGAAGGAGGGGGCUGGGGAAGGAGUGAUUUCCUUUCCCUGCGACCCCUCAGUCAGGUGGUUCACUCAUGCUUGUAUGGCGGACGGGGGCACCACACUAGCGUAGCAGUUCCUGCAGCACUAUUACAGCUCGGUGUUCAGAAUUCAGAGUUCAGUCGUGGCAUCCCCUGUGAGGAGUUUUUACGUCCUCUCCACGGAACCGCGUGGGUUUCCUCCGAGUGCUCUGGUUUCCUCCCACAGUCCAAAGACGGGCUGGUUAGGAGGUGAAUUGGUCAUUGUAAAUUGGGUAGGAUUGCUGGAUGGUACAGCUCAGGAGGCUGGAAAGGGCCUCUUUCACACUGUGUUUCUAAAUAAAAACAAACUGAAUGAAAACAUCAGGGUAGGUGCGAGGGACAACACGGGAGCAUCCGGUGCUCUAGUCCACCCUUUCUCUCACCGAACCCUGCACCACCUCUCCCGUAGCUACGGUAGCAGAGGACACACUCCUGUGAAACUCUGGUCGGUGGGACUGUGGGCAGGGUGGGGAGUGUCAUGGUAGGGAGCCUCCAAGCUGCCUCUGUGUUCAUAGUCCUUGCCUCCCUCCCCUCCGGGCUGUGAAUGUUUGCCACACCAGGAACAGUGAUGGGGAAAUCACUGAGGCAUCGUACAACAGUACAGUACAGGCGCUUUGGCCCACAGACUCUGAACCUACUCUAAAACCAAAGAUAAUCCUUCCCUCCCACACAGCCCACCUUUUUUUUCUCUUUUAUCCAUGUGCCCAAGAAUCUCUUAAAUGUUCCUAAUGUAUCUGCCUCUACCACCACCCCUGGCAGGGGGUUCCACACACUCACCACUCUGCGUAAAUAACCUCUGACAUCCCCUUGCUCUAUCCUCCAAUCACCUUAAAAAUUAAGCUCCCUCAUAUCUGUCUGGGAAAAAGUCAUUGGCUUUCCACUUGAUCUUUGCGUCUUAUCAUCUUGUACACCUCUAUCAAAUCUCCUCUCAUUUCCCUUCACUCCAAAGAGAAAAACCCUAGCUCACUCAACCUAUCCUCAUAGUAUCACUCUAAUCCAGGCAGCAUCCUCAUAAAUCUCCUCUGCACUCUCUCUAAAGCUUCCACAUCCUUCCUAUAAUGAGGUGACAGAGCUGAACACCAUAUUCCGAUAUUACAGAUAGAGUAUUCCAAAUUUUUCCCAAUAAUAUCCUUGCACACACGGCCCCCUUCCAGCCUGUAUCCCAUCUGCUGAGCAGAUGUUUGUGCCCUGCCACAGGCCCACAUUUCACACACCCAGUUUUAAUUUAAGAAUUAAAAUGUCUAAUUUUAUUUUAUUAAAUAAUUGAAGUUUCUUAAUGUAAAUCAGUGGAUUUCUCUGAAAGAGUUUUGAUUUCAAUAAAGUGUUCUUU